CGUCCGGCGGGGGCCGCCGCCAUCUUGUGUUCGGGGUGUCUCGGUGCGUGAGCGGGGCCGCCAGCCAUGGAGACAGAUGAUACUGGAAAUCGACUUCGGUUCCAACUGGAGUUGGAAUUUGUUCAGUGUCUGGCAAACCCCAAUUACCUCAACUUUCUUGCACAGAGAGGGUACUUCAAAGACAAAUCUUUUGUAAAUUAUCUUAAAUAUUUACUUUACUGGAAAGAACCUGAAUAUGCCAAAUACCUAAAGUAUCCUCAGUGUUUGCACAUGUUAGAGCUGCUCCAAUAUGAACACUUCCGUAAAGAACUGGUAAAUGCUCAGUGUGCUAAAUUUAUUGAUGAGCAACAGAUCCUUCACUGGCAGCAUUAUUCCCGGAAAAGAAUGCGUCUCCAGCAAGCACUGGCAGAGCAGCAGCAACAGAACAAUACUUCUGUAAAAUGAGAGCGUUUGACACAGUGGCAACAUUUACUUCAUGUCAAUACAUGUAUUUGCAAGGGAAAAUUUGACUUACUUUUGUAGCUUUGGCAUUAGUGAUAUACAUAACUUCAUGUGCUAAUGUAGACAGAGAACAUUUUUGGUUUAUCAAGUGACUGUUUUCCUAUCAAGUAGUAUCCACGUUAAUGGGAUGUAGCUGAUGUAUACUUUGUUGAACCUUCAGUGAUGGGUUUUGUCUUUUUCCAAAGAAAGAGUACAGUCUUAAGAUCACUAUAGACCUUCAUCCAUGUAUCUAUUUUGAAAACUAAAUAUGGUUAUCUAAGGUCCCUAUUACCUUGGUAUCUAACUAUGGAGUUAGCUUACUGAAAGAAUUUGUAGUUGAAAAGUCUGUGUUUGAAGGCAUAUUCUCUGAAUGUUUGGAGGACAGUGGCAUGGUAUAAGGUGACUCUAAAAGCAGGGCUGGGAGCCCCCAUGUGAUGCGGAGAGCUAUUUCUGUCACAAGGGCAAGGUAUGCACAGUUGAAAUGAGAUCUGUUACAGAAAACCUUAAUUGUGCACAUGUCCAUAUUGAAGCAGAGCUGUCCUAUGGCUGAUGCUGCACUUCUGUUUAAGUCUGCUAAUGAUUCAUUGUUUACUGCCCUUGCUGUAAACUUAAUGCAGAUUUGCUGAUACCAAAAUUUGAGGCAUAAACCAAAAUGGUGAGAAUAAUAGAGGUUGCAGGUGAUGAGGGGAGAUUAGUACUAACUGAAAAGCCCUUCAGUGGGAAAUAACCAGUGCAGACACAAAACGGGACCAUGACAAUUGUAUCCAUUUGGUUAUCUUGUCUCUUUAGUGUCAGCAAGCUUGAGCUGUGUAAGGCUCUUGCAAAACAGUUGCUGUUAGGAAAGCUUAAAGGGAGUAGGUAUAUUUCAGGUAGCUGUAAAUGUUUUUAAGGCUUGUAUGUGAAAGGUCAGAGGUAGAGAAGUAUUUAUCUUUAAUACAACUGUUUUCUUUACAAGGUGACAACCCCUACAGACACCAAUUAAAGCCUUAAUUAAAAAGAAAUAAGGAUACCUUACAACUGUGUAAUAACCUAACUGUAGAAGAAAGGCAGGGAUUACACUUUUUCUUCAUGGCCAUUGAUUGAGGUGAAUGUCAGUUAUAAAGAGUAAAGUAGAAAGUGAAGUGGUUUUUAUUUUUCAUGGACUCUGAUAUUACUUUUCAGCAGGACUGUGGCUGUUGUUGAAACUAUAUUUAAUAAAAAAUAACA
This is a messenger RNA of Emys orbicularis (European pond turtle), 1686 nucleotides long. It is a transcript of the gene MED31, whose product is annotated as mediator complex subunit 31. Gene Ontology annotation, biological process: regulation of transcription by RNA polymerase II. Gene Ontology annotation, molecular function: transcription coregulator activity. Gene Ontology annotation, cellular component: mediator complex; core mediator complex. The transcript has 4 exons. The record is from RefSeq and is a predicted model, not a curated record. Bases 67 to 444 code for a protein of 125 amino acids. NCBI's taxonomy places the organism in Eukaryota, Metazoa, Chordata, Testudines, Emydidae.